Notothenia coriiceps (black rockcod) is the source of this 506-nucleotide messenger RNA. Its product is annotated as coiled-coil and C2 domain-containing protein 1A-like. The coding region runs from base 57 to 506 and encodes 149 amino acids. Lineage: Eukaryota; Metazoa; Chordata; Actinopteri; Perciformes; Nototheniidae. The transcript is spliced from 5 exons. Gene Ontology annotation, molecular function: DNA-binding transcription repressor activity, RNA polymerase II-specific. The record is from RefSeq and is a predicted model, not a curated record.
ACACACACACACACACACACACACACACACACACACACACACACACACACACACGUAUGCUUUGCCUCCAUUCAGAGCUGAAGCAGGCAGUGCUGUCACGACAGAGGGAGUAUAAGAUUGCUGCCAUACACGCCAAACAGGGCGGAGACAUAGACCUGGCCAAACAGCACUACCACAUUGCCAGGAAGAUGGACGUGCUGGUGGAGGCUCUGGACCGAGGUGAACCAGUUGACCUGAGCUCUCUACCGCCACCCCCUGAAGACGUAGUGGCAGCCCAAAGUGCUCCUCCUCCUCUUCAAUCUUCCUCUAAACCCGCUGCCCCCGCUGCACCUGCUGCACCUGCACCCACCCAGGUGGCCACUGCCGAUCUCCCUGCUCCCAGCAGUCUGGGGGAAGCCCUGCAGCAGAGGAUGGACAUUUACAAGUCAGCAGCAGAGGGAGCCAAGAGCAAAGGAGACGAUCGCAAGGCUCGCAUGCACCAGCGCAUCGUCAAGCUACCAGAAUAA